Molecule: messenger RNA, 1138 nt
Organism: Cornus florida
Lineage: Eukaryota; Viridiplantae; Streptophyta; Magnoliopsida; Cornales; Cornaceae
Exons: 4
Coding region: 251-1012 (253 amino acids)
Source: RefSeq, a predicted model, not a curated record
UUAUACUCGAAGAAUAAUAGAAGAUCGCAAGAAACUAAAAUGUGCAGCUGAAGCCAACUUCAAAAUUGGCGAUUUCGCAGAAGCAACCUAGAUUCCCAUCGAUUUGAGCUUCGGGGGCUGUUGACUCUUCUAAAGAAGCUGGCUGAUCUGUUAUAUUGGUUGGUUGUCAUCAUGAUCUUACUCAAGUACAUAAAAUAAGCCCCUCUGGGCAUUUCUGAUUUCACACAUCUAGGCAGAAUCACUUUUUACAAUGUCUAUUUUAUCAAAGUUACGCUGUAUUACAAUAGAUGUUACUGGUACGCUCAUAGCUUACAAAGGGGAGCUUGGUGACUACUAUUGUAUGGCAGCCAAAUCUGUUGGGUUGCCAUGUCCUGAUUACAAACGUGUGCACGAGGGUUUUAAGCUUGCAUACUCAGAUGUGGCAAAAAAGUAUCCAUGUUUUGGUUAUGGAGCCAAAAUACCCAACAUUGUCUGGUGGAAGACUUGUGUGAGAGAUUCCUUUAUCAGGGCAGGAUAUGAUUACGAUGAGGAGACAUUUGACAAGGUGUUUAGACGAAUAUACGCAUCCUUUGGUUCAUCGGCACCUUAUUCUGUCUUUCCAGAUUCCCAGCCAUUUUUACAAUGGCUUCGUAAAAAAGGUGUAACAGUUGGGAUUGUCAGCAAUGCAGAGUACCGUUAUCAGGAUGUUAUUCUUCCAGCGUUGGAUUUAAAUCAGGGAUCUGAGUGGGAUUUUGGCGUGUUCUCUGGUCUAGAGGGUGUAGAAAAGCCGGAUCCGAGGAUAUAUGAGAUUGCCUUGGAGAGGGCUGGAAAUAUUGCUCCGGAGGAAGCUCUGCACAUUGGAGACAGCAUGCGCAAAGACUAUUUGCCAGCAAAGAGUGUGGGGAUGCAUGCAUUGUUGUUGGAUAGAUUUAAGACACCUGAUGCUGAGAAUUGGAGAAAAUCUGGUGCAACUGUGCUCCCUGACUUGGUGGCUGCACAAGAAUGGCUUACCUCAGAAAAAUUAACUUUCUGAGGAGAUUGGUCCUGCCGAUUUUCCUUUUUCUUUUGCUCUCAUGCGAUCAGUGAAUGUGUACUGAUGAUACAGUAAAAGAGAAGAAAUAAUUGCAAUGUUAAUGCAACAUUGUUUGGUUCAAGAAAA